GGAAGUGUCUUAAGUGAGGGGACUCCGCGCUGCCAGAGGAUUCACUGCGAUGGGCCGCAACAAGAAGAAGCGAGUUGGUGACGACCGGCGGCCCCGGCUAGUUCUCAGCUUCGACGAAGAGAAGCGGAGGGAAUAUCUGACAGGCUUCCACAAGAGGAAGGUGGAGCGGAAGAAGGCAGCCAUUGAAGAGAUUAAACAGCGACUGAAAGAGGAACAGAAGAAGCUCCGAGAGGAGCGCCACCAGGAGUACUUGAAGAUGCUGGCAGAGAGAGAAGAGGCACUGGAGGAGGCAGAUGAGCUGGAUCGACUGGUGACGGCAAAGACAGAGUCAGUCCAAUAUGACCACCCCAACCACACAGUGACUGUGACCACCAUCAGUGACCUAGACCUCUCAGGGGCCCGGCUGCUGGGGCUGCCCCCGCCUGAGCAAAAGGACAGGUCCGAGGAGGAAGUGUCAUCCAUGGAGAAGCCAACCAAAGCCUUACCCAGGAAGUCCAGAGACCCCCUGCUCUCUCAGCGGAUUUCCUCCCUCACAGCGUCACUGCACGCACACAGCCGCAAGAAGAAGCUCAAGAGGAAGCAUCUCCGGCGGGCCCAGGACUCCACCAAGAAGCCUCCGAGUGCCACUCGGACCAGCAAGACCCAGCGCCGCCGACUGACAGGCAGAACCCGGCACAGUGGGGAGUGAGACUAAGGAUAAAGGGGUGCCCCAGUUCAGGUCGUGGGGCCUUGUGCUGUCUGAGCUUGGCUGUCCCUGUUAUCAGCCUGCCCUGAAGCCAGGACCUUUGGCCUGCGGUUUGAACCCCAGAAGGAGCAGGAAGCUAAAAGCUGGCCUCCCCGCAGGAGGAGACUUCGGGGCUGUGUUCGGGCAUCUUCUGAAAUGUAUAUGCCACCUGGCACUCUUCA
Molecule: messenger RNA, 906 nt
Organism: Otolemur garnettii (small-eared galago)
Lineage: Eukaryota; Metazoa; Chordata; Mammalia; Primates; Galagidae
Gene: NOL12
Product: nucleolar protein 12
Exons: 6
Coding region: 50-688 (212 amino acids)
Cellular component (GO): nucleolus
Molecular function (GO): RNA binding
Source: RefSeq, a predicted model, not a curated record